AUGCAUCUGGUCUUUCUUUCUUUCUUUCUUUCUUUCUUUCUUUCUUUCUUUCUUUCUUUCUUUCUUUCUUUCCUUUCAUGCGCUUCUUUUCCCUUCCUUUUUCUCUCAUGUUAUUCUUCUCCCUUCUUUUCAAAUACAUCAAUUUCUUUCAUUGUUUUCCUUCUCAUAUUUCUUCUUUUUUGCUGUAACUCUUUCUUUCCUAUUAUUUCCUACUUCAUGUCUCAUUCUUAUUUUUUCUACUUCGUUUUCAUUAUUCUAUUCUUUCUGUCUUUCUUUCUUUCUUUCUUUCUUUCUUUCUUUCUUUCUUUCUUUCUUUCUUUCUUUCUUUCUUUCUUUCUUUCUUUCUUUCUUUCUUUCUGUCUUUCUUUCUUUCCAUGUGCUUCUUUGUCUUUCCUUUUUUCUCUCAUAUUUUUCUUCUAUAUUCUUCUAUCUUUUCGAAUACUUCAUCUUCUUUCGUUGUUUUUCAUUCUUCUGCCUUCUUUUCUAUUACUUCCUCCUUCUCUCUUCUCUCGUGAUUUGUGGUUCUUCUCUAUUCUCUCGUGCUUCCUUUCUUUCUCUCAUAUGUCCACUUUCUCUUUCUCCCUUAAUCUUUCUUUUUUCUUCCUUCUCUUCUAA
This is a messenger RNA of Acanthosepion pharaonis, 615 nucleotides long. The record is from the annotation of a GenBank genome assembly. Lineage: Eukaryota; Metazoa; Mollusca; Cephalopoda; Sepiida; Sepiidae.